Molecule: messenger RNA, 1710 nt
Organism: Anopheles marshallii
Lineage: Eukaryota; Metazoa; Arthropoda; Insecta; Diptera; Culicidae
Gene: Cyp301a1
Product: probable cytochrome P450 301a1, mitochondrial
Exons: 7
Coding region: 1-1710 (569 amino acids)
Molecular function (GO): heme binding; iron ion binding; oxidoreductase activity, acting on paired donors, with incorporation or reduction of molecular oxygen
Source: RefSeq, a predicted model, not a curated record
AUGAACCACACCCGGCAACGAUUAAUACGUGAGCUGACUGUGACGGUCCGGACGGUCACCCAGCCAAGGCCGACGGUGCAGCUCCAGCGACAGCGGCAACAGAUCCGAUGCAGCAGCACAGACCGACCGAUCCGCCACACACACUCGACCGCUUCCUGUCCGCAUCUGGUCGAAGCGCUGAACGAUGCGGACGUUGCCCAGCCACAACCGACCAGCAGCACGCGCAACACAAUCCGGCUGGAAGAUGCGCGGCCCUACUCGGAAGUGCCCGGACCGAAACCGUUGCCAAUACUGGGCAACACCUGGCGCGUUUUCCCCAUCAUCGGCCAGUACAAGAUAUCGGAUGUGGCGAUGAUAUCGUUCCUGCUACACCGUGAUUACGGUCGCAUCGUGCGCCUCGGAGGAUUGAUCGGCCGUCCGGAUCUGCUGUUCGUGUACGACUGUGACGAAAUCGAGAAGGUGUACCGCAACGAGGGCCCAACACCGUUCCGACCAUCGAUGCCCAGCCUGGUGAAGUACAAGAGCGAGCUGCGGAAAGACUUCUUCGGCGAUCUUCCCGGUGUCGUUGGAGUUCACGGCGAACCGUGGCGCGAGUUUCGUUCACGCGUCCAAAAACCGGUCCUUCAGCUGUCAACCGUCCGCCGGUACGUGUCUCCUCUCGAGCAGGUGACAGAGGAGUUCAUCGACCGGUGUCAGCAGUUGCUAGACGAUCGGCAGGAGCUACCGGACGAUUUCGACAACGAGAUCCACAAAUGGUCACUCGAGUGUAUCGGCCUGGUGGCACUCGAUACCCGGCUCGGCUGCCUGGAACCGAACCUGGAUCCGAAAUCGGAACCGCAGCAGAUCAUCAAUGCGGCCAAGUAUGCGCUGCGGAACGUGGCUACGCUUGAGCUGAAGGCACCGUACUGGCGCUACUUCCCAACGCCCGUCUGGUAUAAGUAUGUCAGCAACAUGGACUACUUCGUGAAAAUUUGCAUGAAGUACAUCAAAAAUGCCACCCAGCGGAUGAAGAUGAACGAGGGCCGUGCCUUGGACGGAGAGCCUUCGUUGCUGGAACGUGUCAUCAAGAGUGAGAAGGACGAAAAGCUUGCCGUUGUAAUGGCGCUUGAUUUGAUUCUAGUUGGGAUUGAUACGAUUUCCAUGGCCGUCUGUUCGAUUCUGUACCAACUCGCGACACGGCCAGCGGAGCAGCAGAAACUGUACGAAGAACUGAAGCGACUCAUACCGGAUCCGAAGACACCGCUCACGAUCCAGCUGCUCGAUCAGGCCCACUACCUGAAGGCAUUUAUCAAGGAGGUGCUGCGGGUGUACAGUACCGUCAUUGGCAACGGGCGCACGCUCCAGGAGGACACCGUCAUCUGUGGCUACCGGAUUCCGAAGGGGGUGCAGUGUGUGUUUCCGAAUCUAGUCCUCGGCACGAUGGAAGAGUACGUGUCCGAUGCACAACGGUUCAAGCCGGAACGCUGGCUAAAGCCGGCCCAGGGUGGUUCCGGCGAUCAGCUACAUCCGUUCGCGUCGCUCCCGUACGGUUACGGGGCGCGCAUGUGUCUUGGCCGCCGGUUUGCCGACCUGGAGAUGCAAAUACUGCUGGCGAAGCUGUUGCGUUCGUUCAAGCUCGAGUACCACCACAAACCGUUGAACUACGAGGUGACGUUUAUGUACGCGCCCGAAGGUGCGCUGAAGUUUAAGAUGACACCGCGAGAAGAUUGA